Messenger RNA from Haliotis rubra (blacklip abalone), 4830 nucleotides. RefSeq lists its product as uncharacterized. The record is from RefSeq and is a predicted model, not a curated record. Lineage: Eukaryota; Metazoa; Mollusca; Gastropoda; Lepetellida; Haliotidae.
UGACGACAGACAAAACACAUAGCUUGCCAAGCUGGCCUGCUGGUAAACACUCCACAGAAGGCAGAUAUUGCUGGAAUGAGAGAGUACACUGACAUGGGAGACAAAUGGUCACACUCAGAAUUAAGAUCUGAAAGUGUGUGUUGAAGUUUCAAACUGUCAGCAGGUUCAAAGGCUGAGGGUUUUCCACCUAAAGUGUCGACAUGUUUCUUAUCAGGUGAAAAUGAUCACAUCAAAGUGUGUAUCCCAGCUACUCGUGAACACCUCUUGGAGUCGUACCAAUGAAGAAAAUACGUGUACAGGUGAACAUAGACCAGAAAACUUAUACCAGACAUUGUCAACAGCUGGGGCCAUGUUAAACCUUGCACUGGACCUAUGGAUGAGUUGGAAACAAUGAUAUACACGCUCAUGUGAAAGUUGGGAACUAUCGUUACAUCUAUACGUUCCUCCAUCAUGGGAUGUGGCGCUUCCACUCAAGUUGGGGCGAGUUUCCAGUCUACCCUGUCGGGGCUAAGCGGGUGUUUUAUGUCCACCUACAAGAUCCAGUCCAACUACGUGUAUUCCGAGAAGCACUUGCUCUAUGUCGACAACCUCAGCAAAGUCGAGCAACUUCCGCCUCCGCAUCCGCCAUCUUGUCCCAGGGAAGACAUCUUUGAUCCGAAAGACUUUGUAGAUGUUGACAGACGAGCUGACGAGGCACCCAAAAGCCUGCUGAAGGAACCGUACCCAAAGCUGAUCGCCUACUUACUGGAGGAGCCUAAGGACAAGCCAAAGGACAAAAACCAGUCCAAAGACAAAAACAAGGAAGCCCUGACCAAAGUGCGCGCUAUUUACAGAUGGGUGACCGCCCAACACGUCGACACGAUGGCCAUGCCAAAGAAAUCCCCCGAUCCCAUCACCCCCUUGUUUCAGUUCUGGAGGAUCAAAAACAAGAAGGGGAACUUUGCUCAGCUUGUCAGUAUUCUGUGCAGGCUGGCUAAUGUUCCAUGUGUGAUCAUCCACGGCAAGAUGAAAGGUUCAACCUACGAUGUCGGACAACCAGUAGACGAAAAGCUCCAUUAUGGUGAAUGGAACGCCGUUCUGAUUGAUGGAGACUGGUGGCUGCUCAACACCUACUGGGGUGCAUGCGCAGUGGGAAGUUCCGGUGGUGACGAAUGGCUGGAUAAUGACACAAAAGAGGAUUCGCUUGAUGUAGAUGCCCCGUCAAAGAAGGGAUUCAUGUUCACCUGUGACGAGAACUACUUCCUAGCUGACCCAAGACAGAUCAUCGCAACCCACUUUCCUGUCUGUCCACAGUGGCAGUUACGGCAAGUACCCAUCACAUCAGAGCGGUUCGAAGAGAUGGCUUUCCUAAAGGAUCGUUUCUUCAAUCUAGGAAUGUCAGUUCUCUCUCACAGAGACUGCGUAAUAACAUCCUCGACUGGAGAAGUGGAGCUAUUCUUUGGAUUAACAAAAGAUGCCAUUUAUCAUAAAUACUACUGUUUGUUGUUUAGGCAGGAAGGGAAGACUGUGCAAGGAUUUUCUCCAAAGUAUGAUCGGUAUCUGUUGCUCCAGAGACCUAAAUCCGAUCAGCUCAGCAUUAAAAUCCGAUCUCCAGUAGCAGGGACGUUUAGGCUGGAAGUUGUUGGCAUGGACACCAGAAUCAAGUCUCCGGGUUAUGAUUAUGAUUGGAUAUGUUUGUACAAGAUAGUGUUCACGAAGGCCAAGGCACGAUGUCAACCCUACCCAGAUCAACCAGCUCUUGGAUGGGGCCCAGGGUUGACCCUCAAAGAAGUGGGUCUGUCACCCAUCUCUCACAGUAGUGGUAUGAUCAGGGCAGAUUCUGGUGGAGAGGCGGAGGUGGAGUUCGCUAUCAAUGACAUUGAAAAGCUGAAAAAUAUGAAAUUCAUGGGUCGAAUUUCCAAAGGUGGAGUAAAAGAGGAAAAACUUAAGGACAGGGUUGUGUACCGAAUUGAAGGAAAUCGCGUCAUCUUUAAUGUCCGUCUGCCUAGAAAAGGGGAGUAUGCUCUUAAACUGUACGCCACGAAGGGCGACAAGGAGGAAACGGAUAAAAACAUCUGUAAUUACAUUGUAACGUCUGACCAGAAGAAAUCCAAGGAUUCUUACCCAAGGGGAUUUGACAAAGGAGCUGGAUUAGGGAAGACUGGUGUCAACUUGGGCAUUGAGCCCCUGUCUCACAAGACAGGUAUGAUCGUGACAGAUGAGGAUGAAGUGAAGCUGGACUUUCAGCUGACGAAGCCAGUGGAACACUCCUGUUCUCUUGUUGGGACAGGGUUGAUGAUCUCCGACUCUAAAAGGCUGGUGUCGGAGGAGGUAAACGGUGACAUUGUCACCUACACAGUACGGCUCCCAAAGCUGGGUGAUUAUGGCUUCAAGUUGAUAGCUAAGCCCUCUGAGGGAGGAGUAUUUGAAAAUGUCGUGGACUAUGUGAUAUCAUAUGUGAAGACGGAAGAUCAGACCAGGACGCCUAUAAUCUUCACCAACAUUGAAACGCCAAUAGAAACACCAGGACCGGAAGAAACAAAAGAGGAAGCAAUCAAGAAAAGGAUGGACGUUGCCAUAGUAACCGGGGAUGAGGAAGAGCUAGUCAAAGCUAUAGCUGAAAUGAAGGAGGUGACUAAAAGUACAAAGUCACCAUCGACACGAUUCCCGACAAGAAAUCAUCUGAGAAGACACCAAGAGAUGAAAACGACAAUACCGACGCCAAGACACCGCGGAAGAAGAAAGGAACGCCUCGAGAUAAAACACCUCGUGAUGUAACACCAAGACGAAACAACCACAUCUGAUGAAAAUGAUAACACCAAAGUAAACAAGCUGGAGACACCACGUGAUGAAAAUUAUAACACCGAAGCUAAGACACCGCGAAACAAGUUAGAGACACCACGACAUGGCAAGACACCUCGUGAUGAGAAUGGGACACCCAGAAAUGAAAAGACGCCACGUGACGAAACACCAACACCUCGAGAUGACAAUACACCGCUUGAUUUCACCACAGUAAUCGUCGAUACAAAUGAUUCUGGAAGAACCAAGCUUGACAAAAUCAUUCCACGUGACAAAGAAGGAGAAAGUGUCCCCAUCCCAAACGGUAAUGCUGUGCUCCCAGCAAUCUCUGUUGUGGCGCCGGCACCGGAAGAGGAACCGGAAGUGAUAAAGGGCAUGAUUGAGGAAGUGAACGCCCAGGAGAAAGAAAGGGCAGAGCUAGCCAAGGAGGAACUUGCCCGAGCGGAACGAGAGCUGCAGAUCAUCAAAGUCAGGAAAGAGUUAAUGGAAGCUAUUGCAGCACGUGAGCUCAAGCGUCUCAUAGCGAUAACGACAAUGGUUCGAGACAAGAACUACCAGUCCGCCAUGAAGGAUGAGAUUGUGAAGGCCAAGAGUCUCAUCGAGAGGCUGCAGCACAUUCAGAAACUGUGGCACGCCGUUCUGGAUCUUGACCAGAACACUGUGGCUGAAAUCAAAGGAUAUGCUGCCCCUCCUCCAGCCGUCAGCAAGGUGCUCAGCGCCACGCUGCUCAUACUGGGCCAUUUCGUAGAGGAGACGAAGGAGUGGAUCCAGGUACAGAACAUUUUAAGCAAGACUGGGAAGGAGUCACUGAAGCGGCGUGUGGAGAAGUUUGACAUCAACAAACUGGAACCCGACAUCGCCAUGGGGGCCAAGAUGAUCCUCAAAGACUUGACCCUCAACCAGGUCCGGGUGGUCAGUGCUGGAGCGGCUACCUUCUAUGUGUGGACAAAGGGUCUGAUUAACGAGAUUGAGACCCGCAUGGGCGAGGACAUUAACAGCACCAGGCCCAGGACAAGCAGGUCCCGUAGAGCCCGGAGGCAGUCACAUGCUCAGGGAAAACAGAACAAGUUAUCUCCCUUGACAAGGGUGGAUUUGUAAGGUUUGCUUGCGAGACGACCCCAUUCUGUACUACCUCCUACACAACACUGAUGAACACAAUACAGAUGAAGCGUCACGAUUGUGUUACUCUUAUAUUUAUACAUAGACUUAUGAAAAUUUAUGAAUUUUUUUUGACAAGGUGUCAAGGCACCACAUGUUGAAUACGCUGAAACAUCAUAAACUGAAUCUACUUGUCAUCUCCAGUACGAGACAACGUUUGGCCAUAGUUCUGAUAAUGUGUCUGCUAGAGGGCAUAUAUAGAUGAUGAUGUUUGAAUUAAUGAGGUUUCAUUCCUUUACCAUCAAGUGUGAGAAACACAUGUGUUAUUUCUAGAAGUGUCCACUUUGUCAACAAACCCAUACAAGAUGGACACCAUCUUAUUUAUUUUAUUCUGACGAGGCAUAGCGUAUCAAAUAUGCAUAUUUCAUGUUGAUUGUUUAGCGUAAUUAAAUCAGACAUAGAUAGAAUAUCAUUUCAAGCAAUAACAUACAAUAGUUACAACAAGUCCAAUGCCAUGCUGGACGCUGGACGCUGGCUGCUUAGUCAGUAAUAGCUCGUAGUUGUGGUCUUUAACAGAUUCGCUCGCUUAGAUGGAGAUUUUACGAGCGCUUCCUGCAGAGCUAAGUUUGCACUCGCGCGUAUAAUUUAUUUAUGUGACCUUGUGGGGUUCUUCAACUUUGUACGUUGUGUUGUUGGAUUACCACAGUCUAAAUAAUUUUAGAGAAGCAUUAUAUAUCUAUAUAUACAUUAAUCCGUCCAUGAACUUUGUUAUUUGCAAACUGAUAUUUGUUGACGAUUUAUGGUGACACCAAUACUGUUAUAUUUUAUAGAUAUUUUAAUAGAUAUAUUUAUAUAAAUUUGUACCCAACAACCGUGAUGUACUGUGUUUACUAUUAUUGUAGAUGUAUGGGUUUGUAUGUUAUUUCAGUAAAUAAAGCUCUGUGUUGCCAUAUA